Thlaspi arvense is the source of this 2835-nucleotide messenger RNA. The record is from the annotation of a GenBank genome assembly. Lineage: Eukaryota; Viridiplantae; Streptophyta; Magnoliopsida; Brassicales; Brassicaceae.
AUGAACCUAUCGUUAGGGUUUCUUUUGGUGUAUUACUCUUUGUUGUUCAAUAACCUGAUGGACACCAAAUUGUGUACCAGAGUUUUGCAUGAGAGACGAGAAGCUCUGCAUUAUCCAAGUGGGUCUAUGGAACUUUCUGUUUCCUCUCCAAAGGAAAGCGUGUUGUCUCCACCCGAUUGUAUGAGUGACCCUGAGGAGCAUGAGAUCAGCGAGGAGGAGGAUGACGAUCGCAACCAUAAGCACCGUAGGAAAGAAGAGAGGAGGUCUCAGUCCUUGGAACAAGAUUCUUCAGAUCAGGUUUUCUCACGGCCGUACAAGAAAAACUAUAGGCAUUUUGAUAAUGGCAAUACGUCUGGUGAACAUGAAAAGCGGUCUCUAGGGUCGUCGUCAGCACAGCGUGUACAGUUUGAUAAUCAAAGAGCAAGAUCUAACCCAAUGUUUUCAAGGGACACUGGUCCUGGUAGAGGUAGAGGAAAUUAUGGCCCUUGGACCCAGCGUGAUUCUAGGUUUAAUCCUGUUGAUCUCUCAUCUCAUAUGGUACCGGGCAUGUUUGGAGGAAGGGGACUAGCUGGUGUUUCAGCUGCUCAGAGUGCACCAUGGCCUGCUUUUGGAAUGCUUCCUGGAGGUUUAAAUGGUGGCUUGGAUGCUUUCCAUCACUUGCAAGGGUCCUUAAGACCGCCCUUAAAUGCUUCACUCAACAUGGGUAUUCCUCGGCAGCGAUGCAGAGACUUUGAGGAACGUGGUUUCUGCCUCAGAGGAGACAUGUGUCCGAUGGAGCAUGGAAUCAAUCGUAUUGUUGUUGACGAUGUUCAGAGUCUAUCACAGUUCAACCUUCCCGUUUCAGUCCCUGGUGCACCUCAUAUGGCAGCUUCUUCUAAACCAGUCCCUGCACAGUUUGGGUGUGCUAAUUUCAUGAAUACUAAAGGAGCUCAUGGGAAGAUUAACGAGGGUGGAAUGGCUGUUGAUGGUCUGGGUUAUGGUGAUGCAUAUCCUAGUGCAGGUGGAACUGAUUUUUACGAUCCUGAUCAACCUUUGUGGAAUAAUAGUGGUGGUGAAACUUCAGGGGCAUUAUCUACACUAAAUUCUCAUGGGAUUGAUGAGAAUGUAGCUCCAAUGGAUGACAAUAACCAAGAUGGCCCCGAAAAUGCGUGUGGUAUUCGAGACUCAAGAAGCACAAGUCAAUCGGUUUGGGGCAGAAUGCGUGGUUCUAAUAAUCAUGCGAAUUCCAAAGAGAAAGCGGAUGCAGUAUUGAAUUCAUCAGCUGGUCUUGAAGAUCAAUUGAAGGAGGUGUCAGUUAAUUCAUCCCGCCACGGUAAACAAAACCAUAUUGGUGAAAGUGUUGCAAAAGUUGUUGACUCAACAAAUAUUUCCAAUGAUGCGAUGAACAAUACAAGAAAACCAACGCAAAAGGCUAUGCGGACUCUAUUUGUGAAUGGUGUUCCCCACGAGAGCAACAGAAGGGAUCUCAUUCUUGCCCAUUUUAAGAAAUUUGGGAAAGUUAUUGACAUUCACAUCCCAAUAAAUAGUGAGCGAGCAUUUGUUCAGUUCUCGAAACGCGAAGAGGCUGAAUCUGCUCUCAGGGCACCUGAUGCUGUGAUGGGUAACCGCUUUAUCAAACUUUGGUGGGCAAAUAGAGAUAGUAUACCUGAUAAUGGCCUGUCCAUUGGCAAUGGUGCUUCUUUUAAGGGUCGUGGUAUGACUGCUCCUGGAGGGCAGAACCAGCUUCCUAUUGCUGCAGCAUCGAAAAGCAACCAUGUAUCUUCCAUUGCAAAGGGUUCUGCUUUCCACACCGGUGGAGCUCCAUCAUCCUCUGAAGUUCAGCCUAAGCCUUUGGGGGUCACUAGUGGUCCCAAGGUUACGCCGCUUCAGCAGAAGAAAGCAGACACUCUUGAGCAGUUGAAGGAGACUCUUCGAAAAAAGCAGGAAAUGCUGGAGCAGAAGCGUAAUGAGUUCCGCAAAAAGUUAGCUACGCUUCAAAAACAAGGUACAGUUGUCAAGGGCGAGGAAGCAGAUGAGCCAGAUGCUAAGCGCGUUAAAGUAGACACAGCCUCUAAUUCCGGUGCCGUAAUCUCAACACCAAAAAUAGAGUCAUCGACAGAUAAGAAAGUGCCUGUCCAGAAACCACUUUCUACUGCUAAACUAAGCACGGAAACGCCAUCGCCUGAUUCAAAACACUUGAAGCAAAGACCUUAUUCAUUUACCACAAGUUUGAUCACACCUAUGGUAAAUAGGUAUAAGUUGGACAACCGCACCACUACCUUCAAAGUGGUUCCUCCUUUGCCAACCGGGUUAGCCGAUGUUGCUGUAUUGAAAGAACAUUUUUCUUCUUAUGGGGAAGUCUCAAAAGUGGAACUCGAAGACAAUGCAUCGACUGAUAGUGGCAAGGAUAAGGAUGAAACAUAUAACGAAAACCGUGCAGCUUGUGUGACAUUUGUGAAACGCAGCGCAGCCGAGAAAGCGUUUGCUAACGCAAAGUGCUGGCAAGAACACAUGUUGCAGCUCGUGUGGGUAACACGUCAAAGCAACAGAGAGAAUAAUAGUAGCAAAAAUAAUGCUAAUCUCUCUGUUUCACGUGACCAACUUAGCAGCAAAAACAAGCCUACUUCUUCUGUUUCUAAUGACCCAAAACCAGCAGAUGAAGUCAAAGCCUCUUCUACGGAAGAAGCGGAGAACAAAAUUGUCUCUAGAGACGGCAAUACUUUAGAUGAAGGAGAGACCAAAGAAAGCGACAGUGGCAACGAUAAAAGUAACAGCGAGUCCAUGGAAGGAGCUUCUGAAGCGAUUGCGGCGUCAGGAACUGAUGAAGAACCGUUGGAAGUUGGAACAGAUAUUUGA